Molecule: messenger RNA, 219 nt
Organism: Entrophospora candida
Lineage: Eukaryota; Fungi; Glomeromycota; Glomeromycetes; Entrophosporales; Entrophosporaceae
Source: the annotation of a GenBank genome assembly
AUGGUUUUAAUGACUGCUAAUAAUAUCCAAUCAGUAAGAUUACUUGAAUCAAUGACUAAUAAGAAUAGACAAUCACAUGAAAUAAAAUCAAUCUCUCCAGAAGAUUUAAGAGAACAAGCAACAAGAUUUUCAAAUCCUUGCCUUCCUUCUUCUAUAGAAAUAACUGAUUCUUCUUCAUUCAUGUUCAGGUUGCCAGAUGGAUUUAUAAAAGAGGCAUGA